Phragmites australis (common reed) is the source of this 1123-nucleotide messenger RNA. Its product is annotated as expansin-A33-like. Gene Ontology annotation, biological process: plant-type cell wall organization. The transcript has 3 exons. The coding region runs from base 42 to 800 and encodes 252 amino acids. Gene Ontology annotation, cellular component: extracellular region. NCBI's taxonomy places the organism in Eukaryota, Viridiplantae, Streptophyta, Magnoliopsida, Poales, Poaceae. The record is from RefSeq and is a predicted model, not a curated record.
AGUACCUUUCUAGCACCUAGCUAGAUAGUACAUCGAUCCAAAUGGUAAAACUAGCACUACCAGUUGUGCUUCUUGCUUUGCUGUGUAGAUUGGCUUCCCAUGCAGUAGACGCCCAGUGGACGAGCGCGACAGCGACAUUCUAUGGCGGAAGCGAUGGCUCCGGCACCAUGGACGGCGCGUGCGGGUACGGCAACCUGUACAGCGCCGGGUACGGGCUGAACAAUGCGGCGCUGAGCACGGCGCUGUUCAACAACGGCGCCAUGUGCGGCUCGUGCUACACCAUCGUCUGCGACAGCAGCAAGACUAACUGGUGCAAGCCGGGCACGUCUGUCACCGUCACGGCCACCAACUUCUGCCCGCCCAACUACGCGCUCCCCAGCGACAAUGGCGGCUGGUGCAACCCGCCGCGCCGCCACUUCGACAUGUCGCAGCCCGCCUGGACGAGCAUCGCAAUCUACCAAGCCGGGAUCGUCCCGGUGCUUUACCGAAGGGUGCCGUGCAAGAAAAGUGGGGGCAUCAGAUUCACCAUUAGCGGGAGGGAUUACUUCGAGUUGGUGACGGUGACGAACGUCGGCGGCAGCGGCGUGGUGUCGCAGAUGUGGAUCAAGGGGUCAAACACAGACUGGCUGACGAUGAGCAGGAACUGGGGCGCAAACUGGCAGAGCACCGCGUACCUGAACCGCCAGAGCCUGUCCUUCAUGGUGAAGAUCGAUGACGGCCGCGUGCUGACGAUGUGGAGUGUCGCUCCGUCGAACUGGUACUUCGGCGCUACCUACACGACCAACUGGGCGAACUUCUAGCUGAAAACAUGGACGAGUGACAUAAUAAUACGCAACUAGUGUGUGUGCAUAUAUAUAUAUAUAUAUAUAUAUAUAUAUGACCUGUUACUAUGAGCUCUACGACGAUUGAUUAAUGCCGUACCCUCUUCGAAGUAGAUAGGCGAUGAGGUGAUCAUCAGUUUACAAUUUUUUAUUGUUCUAAUUGAUGUUUUUUGUGAGAACCCGCCUGUAAUACCUGCAUUUGUACUAUAGUCAGCGGCUUGGGAUCACGGAGCCCUCUAAGCAACAAAUGCAGUACAUAUGUAUGGACUAAAAGCUUAUUCAUUUGCGAAGCAGUUAUUUAA